GCAAGCAAAAGCCUGUGCAGAUGUACGUCAUUGGAUAACUUAAAACUUCUGAUGUAUUUUAAAUGAAGAUAAGGGCUAAGAACUGAGUUUGGAGGUCCUCUCUAGCUACUGCUGUAUAGUAAAUCUCUGGAUUAACCAUCAUUACUUUGCAGAAGUCUGGUGAAAAUAAAGGAAAUUAUGGGGGAAGAAAUAUUUUGCUCAGUCUGAUGAUGUAGUUUUGUAUCUGAUGUGGCUUCUAAAUUUGCAGUGCUCUUUACAGAUGGCUAGAGUUCACUAAUACAAGUUGAGCAUGCUAAAAUACUCCUAGCCUUAAUAAUUUGUGGUUUACAGGAAAAAAUCUUUAGAUACUUAGAGAGCAAGUUAAAGUUGUGACACUGCUUUUAGAUUUUUUUGAUAUCUUCAUAGUGUUUAGGAUUCUGUUUUCUUGGGGAGGGGGGUGUUGUGUCGUUUUGUGUGUGUGUGUUUAGUUUUGGGUUGUUGGUUUUGUGGUUUUUUUUUCCUUCAGUGUCAUAGAAGAUUAUAAAAAAGACAUUGAGAAUGAAAAAGCCUCUUUCUGGAGCAAGACGUUAGCCUUGCAAAGGAUGCAGGUUAUGGCUGCCCUGAGAGACAAAAUGAAGCAAAAUGAUAAUGACUCACAACUGAUGCUGGAAACUCUGCAAGACAUAGUAAGGCUCAGCGAGGCAGUAGCUGUAUGUCAGCAGGUAAUACGUGAAAAGGAACAGAAAGUGGCUGACAUUCAAAAGGAAAGACUUUUACUAAAAAAAGUCGGAAGACAGAAACUAAUGGAAAUCCAUGACAUGAUGAACAAACUAAAGGAGAAACAAACAACUGGGGAGGUGAAAGUGCUGGAGGAGAUGCGUAUUGCCUACCAGAAAGAGAGAAAGAUUACUUCAGUAAUUCAAAAUGUAUUGCAGUGCAUCAUACUUGGAAGCAGAGUUAACUGGGCAGAAGAUCCAUCUUUAAAGGCAGUUGUUCUACAGCUUGAAAAAAAAAUCUGAGUUGGGAGAGGUGGUCUUUAAUUUUUUUCAUAUAGUGUACAUACUCACUCUCCUGAAUUUAAUAAAUUAAUACACAUUAUGAAAACACAAUUUGACCUUUCUGGGGGUGUCUGUUCACUGAAGAGACUGAGAAUGUAGUCACACAAUUCUUUGAAGUGAAAUUUAGUUCCUGGUAUACAGUAAAUGUUUGAACAG
Pezoporus flaviventris is the source of this 1193-nucleotide messenger RNA. It is a transcript of the gene CENPH, whose product is annotated as centromere protein H. The record is from RefSeq and is a predicted model, not a curated record. Gene Ontology annotation, cellular component: nucleus; kinetochore. The transcript has 6 exons. Bases 582 to 998 code for a protein of 138 amino acids. NCBI's taxonomy places the organism in Eukaryota, Metazoa, Chordata, Aves, Psittaciformes, Psittacidae. Gene Ontology annotation, biological process: kinetochore assembly; mitotic spindle organization; chromosome segregation. Gene Ontology annotation, molecular function: kinetochore binding.